AUGUCAGAGUCUCUAUCAACAAGGCCUCUCAACCCAUGCAUCGGUUGCCGUGUCAAGAUCUGUAAGCAACGACAUCUCAAGUGUGACAACGAUAAGCCUUCUUGUGCCAAUUGCCGAAAGAGUGAUAUUGAGUGUGUUCGAGGUUUCAGUGUGAGAUUUCGACAUGGUCUGAAUCCGAGUAUACGAUCUGGUAAGGCUGUUGAAGCCAAGAAUAGAGACUACAGUUUCUCUCAAGACCAGCCAUGGGUCAAGACAACCAGAGCUCUAAGUUUUGUUGAUGAGACCCCAGAUAUCAUCAACAUCCAUGAUUCGAACAACCUAGACACAUUGGAAAACUUCGACAUUGGACGCGAUAUCAUCGACCGUGCCAGCAAUCAGUCUUCACCACCCCUUGCUUCCUUACAGACAAUUCGAUCAAAUGAUUCAGCGUCUUAUUCCUAUCAAGACCGUCCUUCAAAGAAACGAGCACUGAGUCCAUCUUCAAGUGGAAAUUGGAAGAACCCCUCCCGCUCACCCAGCCAGAAGUCUGAUACCGUGGGACCUUUCUCAUCGUUUUCGGGGCCUCACACUAUCGAAUCUCCUCCUAUCCUUGGUAGCGAUAUUGUUUUGGAUGUGGGGAGCCCUCAAGUUGCUGCAGCGCUCGCGAGCUCUCGUGGAACAGACAUUCCACUUCCAGUGGACAAUGUUGCCGAAGCCAUCUCAGGUAUUUACCUGGAUACACCGAGAUGGCCACUAGAAGAUCCACAAGAGGCAAUGUUGUUUUACAACUUCAUCCACGUCUUGGCACCGCUCUUCGAUUUGUGUGACAGCGAGAGACAUUUCGCUACGAUUGUCCCGCGUCGAGCAGUCAUAUGCCCUCCACUUAUGAACGCUGUGCUUGCGGCUUCUGCCAAACGAUUAAGCAGAAUCGAUGGGUUUGAUGGCUUAGUCGGCGACCGUUAUCACCAGAACUGUCUCGAUGCCCUUAUUCCUGCCCUGAGCAGUUCUGCAGCUGUCAUGGACGAAAACCUCCUCACUGCCAUUGUCAUUCUUCGCUACAUGGAGGAACUCGACGUGCCCCUCACAUCUGCAGACACGGCUAGCGAAUCACAUCUUGUUGGUACUCGAGUCUUUGUUGCAGCUCAAGAAAAGGUUUUAGACUUUACUGGACUACGACGUGCGGCAUUCUGGGUUGCAUUACGACAAGAAAUACACAUGGCUUUUAUGCAGGCCCGGCCCGUCCACCCAAAUUUCGCCCUGGAAGACAUCUCUAGGCUUGUUCAAGACGAUGACACCUGUUGUACCUUUGCAAAUUUAACUAUCUUGCAAUGUGCUGCUUGUCUACGUUAUUGUUAUGGGUCUGAAGAUCAGAGCUUCUCAGCAUGGGAAAGGUUGCAAGAGGCCCAAGAACGAUGGUGGGCGGAUAGGCCAUGGCACUUUCACCCGAUGUACAUCAACACUGAUGCACCUGGCAUCUUCCCCCAAGCGCUGUAUCUCAACGAUGCUGUCGUCACAGGAGUGCUCCAUUACCUGCUUAUUCAGGUCUUGCUGGCAGCUCACAACCCUAGGACACCAAAAUUGGGUCCCGGGCAGGCGAAAGCGGCCAAGUCAACAAAUGAGGAGAUCAGGAAAACCGUCAAGAUGGUCUGCGGUGUUGCUGAGUCCAACCAACGCAAUCCAACGGGCUAUGCGAAGCCUUAUAUGGCAUGCUACAGAAAGCAGAUGUACAAUUUGGGUGGCCGAAUCGAUCAGUCCAUUGCAGACAAGAGUAUUUAA
Messenger RNA from Fusarium subglutinans, 1755 nucleotides. RefSeq names its product ARCA-like protein. Gene Ontology annotation, molecular function: zinc ion binding; DNA-binding transcription factor activity, RNA polymerase II-specific; transcription cis-regulatory region binding. Gene Ontology annotation, cellular component: nucleus. NCBI's taxonomy places the organism in Eukaryota, Fungi, Ascomycota, Sordariomycetes, Hypocreales, Nectriaceae. The transcript is spliced from 9 exons. The record is from RefSeq and is a predicted model, not a curated record. The coding region runs from base 1 to 1755 and encodes 584 amino acids. Gene Ontology annotation, biological process: positive regulation of transcription by RNA polymerase II.